This is a messenger RNA of Grammomys surdaster, 1393 nucleotides long. RefSeq names its product secretagogin, EF-hand calcium binding protein (gene Scgn). Gene Ontology annotation, molecular function: calcium ion binding. Gene Ontology annotation, cellular component: cytosol; nucleus; synapse. The transcript is spliced from 11 exons. Gene Ontology annotation, biological process: regulation of presynaptic cytosolic calcium ion concentration; regulation of long-term synaptic potentiation. The coding region runs from base 174 to 1004 and encodes 276 amino acids. The record is from RefSeq and is a predicted model, not a curated record. Lineage: Eukaryota; Metazoa; Chordata; Mammalia; Rodentia; Muridae.
GCAGGAGGACGCCUGCGGGUUGCCUCGUAGAGCCUGACAUCUAGGCUGCGAACUGCUCAGGGACACCAAGGAGCCCGGAGCCUGCCUUGUCCACUGGUACCUAGCUAUAGAGGGAAGAAGUGGACCGAAGAGUCCGGGAAUAGAGCUAGGCGAUUUUUACCCCUAUCAGCACCAUGGACAACGCACACAAACAAACUCAAGCUCGUCUGGAUGCUGCCUGCUUCUGGCAGAUCUGGCAGCGCUUCGACAAGGAAGAAAAAGGUUACAUAAAAGAGACAGAGCUGGAUGCCUUCUUUGAUCAUUUGCUCGCAAAAUCUGGCACUGAGGACACUCUUAUGGAAGAAAAUGUGCAGAAAGUGAAAGAACAGUUAAUGACCGGCCAUGACAUCUCUAAGGAAGGUCACAUACUGAUGAAAGAGCUUGCCAGUAUGUUCUUAUCUGAGGAUGAAAAUUUCCUCCUGUUCUUUCGCCUGGAAACUCCCUUGGAUAACAGUGUGGAGUUUAUGCAGAUUUGGCGAAAGUACGAUUCGGACAGCAGUGGCUUCAUAUCAGCUGCUGAGCUUUCUAACUUUCUCCGAGAUCUUUUCCUCCACCACAAAAAGAUCAUUUCUGAGGCUGAACUGAAAGAGUAUACUAGCACCAUGAUGAAGAUCUUUGACAAAAAUAAAGAUGGCCGUUUGGAUCUUAAUGACUUGGCAAGAAUUCUGGCUCUUCAGGAAAACUUCCUUCUUCAGUUUAAAAUGGAUGCUUCUUCUACCGAAGAAAGGAAGAGGGACUUUGAGAAAAUCUUUGCCCAUUAUGAUGUUAGUAAAACUGGAGCCCUGGAAGGCCCAGAAGUAGAUGGAUUUGUCAAAGACAUGAUGGAGCUGGUUCAGCCCAGCAUCAGCGGUGUGGAUCUGGAUAAGUUCCGGGAGAUUCUGCUUCGCCACUGUGAUGUGAACAAGGAUGGAAAGAUCCAGAAGUCUGAGCUGGCACUGUGUCUUGGACUAAAAAUAAACCCCUGAUCCCCAACUCCUCUGCUCUCUGCUUAUGUCUCUGUGCUUUUGCUGUGAGAAGUGCUUUGCUCUUGGGGACCCAGGUAAUGAACCUUCUCCCUGACAGUUUGAUACUCUUGACAGAGGGAGGGGCCCUAGAGUGCAGCCAUGAUCUUGUUCCAUGGGAAGCCCCCCUAUAACAUCUUCUUCCAUGUUCGUUCCUUGACCUUGACCUAUCUCUUCAAGGGCCUCAGUUUACCUGCUUGUUCUGCACUGUUCAACCUUCCCUUAUCACCUGUUGAUCCAUUCUACCUUCUCCUGUCCAUUCUCAUGCUUUCUACUCAGCUUUCUACCUGUGUAAUGCUGUCACUUCUACAAAUAUGUCUUCUUGUGGAAAUAAAGUUGUGGUCAAGAAUAAA